CCAUCCCAAGUUAUUAAUUUAGGCAGAGUUUGUGUGAUACCUACCAAGCUUGUCAGCUGGCCUUUUACAGAAAGCCGGGUUUUCCAGAAGCCUGAGGGCUCACGAGGGAUAUCAUGCCGAUCUACGGAUUAUCUUUCACAGAUGAGCAGUUAUUCAACCUAAUAAAUAUUGCUCUUCCAGGAUGGGUACUUCUGGCUGUGGCGCCUCGCUGGCGCCUUACGCAGCUAAUUAGCGCAGUCGCUGCGGUCCUUGUGUCGGGACUGUACACGGCGCUCCUUCUUACCUUCAUGAUUGCUCCAAAUAGCGUUGAGAAGCUGGACUUCAGCGACAUGAUGACGUAUGAGGGUGUCGUGCGAACCCUCUCUAAGCGGACCGCGGUGUUGCCCUGCUGGGUGCACUACGUCGCCUUCGACCUGUGGGUGGGUCGCUGGAUGGCAGCUGACUCCCUGAAGCGGCGCGUACCUCAGCUGCUACUCAUCCCCUGCCUCUUCGCCACCUUGUUCGCCGGUCCAGCGGGGUUGCUGUUGUACCAUCUGGUACGACUGCCCUUCGCGGGGCCAAUGAAGGCCAGGUCGUCUACCAAGAGCAAGAGCGCGUGAGGUUUGGAGGAGGAGGCUGAGGAGGAGGCUGUGAAGGGACGCGGCUCACAGACCCAGACCAACCGCUAAUUGAUUGAACGGAUGACGGAGGGAGGGUUGCUCCCUCCUAGGGAUACGGAAGACAGAGACCGGAAGCGCUCUGUCAUAGUCGUACCCUUAGUAACACAGUUGAGUAGUUUUGCUCACGGUUACAAUAUUCUACGGUCGGAUUUAAAGGACAGACUGUGGGCAGCAGACCCUGCCUUUGGGGCGUACGCGUGUAUGGGGGAGGCCCAUUGGGGAGGCCCAUUGGCGUGGGUGAAGUUUAGUAUUGAAUUUGCGCAAAUCUGGUGACUGAGCGGCAAUUGGUUGAGUCGUGACAGGGACUGCCUUGCGGUUCCCAGAGUUGCGAGUGUACGGGAACUGCGGGUUGUUGGCAGUUGGCGAUUUGCACAAACGUCGGAAUCGCUUGGACAGGAGAUGGGAGGCCACAGCGGAGGCCACGGUUCCCCCUUUUGGCGAAAUUGAAAUCUUUAGGGAUCUUAUGCUGGCGGCGUAUGGUCAGACUUCAGACUGCAACGGCGCAGUAUUACGUUAACCAGCUUAUGGACUCCAAACGGCUGGCGAUACCUUCAAGUUCUCCGUGCUCUUCAGCAGCGGGAUAUAGUUCAAUUGCAUAAAAUCAAUUGGAUUU
Messenger RNA from Volvox carteri f. nagariensis, 1272 nucleotides. RefSeq lists its product as uncharacterized. NCBI's taxonomy places the organism in Eukaryota, Viridiplantae, Chlorophyta, Chlorophyceae, Chlamydomonadales, Volvocaceae. The record is from RefSeq and is a predicted model, not a curated record. The transcript is spliced from 4 exons. Bases 114 to 599 code for a protein of 161 amino acids.